AUGGACCAAGCGAGACGGGUUGUUUUGGAGUUGCUGGAGGACAUGACUGGGAUCACGGUGACCUGUGAUAACUUCUUCACUUCUUACCAACUCGGCCAGGAGCUGCUGAGGACAAAAGUCACCAUGGUUGGGACAAUCAGAAAAAACAAAGCUGAGCUCCCACCCCAACUCCUGAAUUUAAAAGGCCGAGAUGUCCUCUCCUCAGUCUUUGCAUUCACCAGCAACACAACAGCGGUCAGCUACAUGCCAAAGGGGAAGAAUGUGCUCCUCAUAAGCACCAAGCAUCGACAGCCAGCAGUGGAAGAGGGCCCAAAGAAGAAACCCAAAAUGAUCACAGACUACAAUCACUGCAAGGGGGCUGUAGAUACUCCGGACCAGGUAUGUUUCUUUCUUUUUUUUUUUUCAAUUAGUUGUAAGAGAUGAAUUUAGAAGAUGUAUUUUGUGGUCUGAUAAUAUUUGCAUGAUUAUUUUCACCGUCAUGUGAGGGUUUAGAAUAAAGAAUCAUUCGGAACUCUUUUGUGAUUUAUUUCUUAUUUUAUCUUUACAGCUCAUCCACAACUUCAGCUGCCAGAGGAGAAGCAGGCGGUGGCCACGGACUUUGUUUUUCAACAUGCUGGACAUUUCAGCUUAUAAUGCAUACAUCAUCUUCACCCAUGUGGAUUCCUCCUGGAACGAGGGAAAGUGAGCCAGGAGGAGGCUGUUCCUUCAGGACCUGGCAAGUGCUUUGACGGCCCCUGUGAUAAUAAGGAGACAAACCCUGCCUCGUACACCUCAAUCUUCGGCCGUUGUGAAAGAGAUGCAGGCUACUGCACAUGGCUCUGCCGCUUUCCAGGCAGAGCACAGAGAGGAAGAGCUACCCCGCAACCUCCCUGAAGUGAAGAGGAAAACAUGCAAGAUGUGCACAAACAGAACCAUCAGCACUUGUGUGAGCUGCGGGCAUCCGAUUUGCAAAAAACACCGAGCACCGUUCUCCUGCCAGUCCUGCAUCCAAAAAUGAGCUCAUAUUGUUUGUUUUUGUUUAUGAGAGAAUGUCUCGCACAUUACUACCACCUGCUGUUAGUGAAAGGGAAUGCACUUAUAGAAUCACUUCAUCAAUG
Messenger RNA from Xyrichtys novacula (pearly razorfish), 1097 nucleotides. The record is from the annotation of a GenBank genome assembly. NCBI's taxonomy places the organism in Eukaryota, Metazoa, Chordata, Actinopteri, Labriformes, Labridae.